CCUCGCCGGAAUAUCAUACGAAAACCCUCGCGGCGGAGAGCGCUCUCCCACACACGCGCGUCGCAGGUCCCCCGCAGGCCGCAGCCGCCUCCACGACUUUCGCUCGUGUACCACUCCCUCGAGCGCGUCGCGGAGCAAGGGGCAGCAAAAUGGCGGCGGAGAUCGGGGGUUUCGCGGCGACGAGAAUGGCGGCGCCGGCGCUCAGGCCGGCUGCGCCCCCCGCCCCGACGGCGGCUCCGGCGCCACCGCAGCCCAGGAGGGCCGUGGCGGCGCGGUCGCUGCGGACGGUCGCCGCCGAGACGCUGACGGCGGAUCUCGCCGGCGGGACCAACGGCGCGCUGCAUGCUCAGAUGAAUAGCGAGGCUACUACUGAAAUCACUUCACUGGCGGUUACUGCGAAUUCUAGGAGGAAGACAAAGAUAGUCUGCACUAUAGGCCCCUCAACCAACACUCGUGAGAUGAUCUGGAAGCUUGCAGAGACUGGAAUGAAUGUUGCACGCCUUAAUAUGUCCCAUGGUGACCAUCAGUCACACCAGAGGGUUAUUGAUUUGGUCAAGGAGUACAAUGCACAGAAUACAGAUGGCAAUGUUAUCGCCAUCAUGCUGGACACCAAGGGUCCUGAAGUUAGAAGUGGGGAUGUUCCAGAGCCAAUCAUGCUCAAUGAAGGUCAAGAGUUCAACUUCACGAUUAAAAGAGGGGUGAGCACCGUAGACACCGUGAGCGUGAAUUAUGAUGACUUCAUAAAUGAUGUUGAAGUUGGCGACAUACUGUUGGUGGAUGGAGGAAUGAUGUCGCUUGCUGUGAAGGCUAAAUCAGCUGAUACAGUCAAGUGUGAAGUAGUUGAUGGUGGAGAACUGAAAUCAAGGCGCCAUCUAAAUGUCCGUGGAAAGAGUGCCACUUUGCCAUCUAUCACAGAAAAGGAUUGGGAAGACAUAAAAUUUGGUGUCGAAAAUGGUGUUGAUUUCUAUGCGGUUUCCUUUGUGAAAGAUGCCAAAGUUAUUCAUGAACUAAAGGACUACCUUAAAGGUGCUAAUGCGGAUAUACAUGUCAUUCCAAAAAUUGAAAGUGCAGAUUCAAUACCAAAUCUGCAGUCCAUUAUUGCUGCUUCAGACGGGGCAAUGGUGGCUCGUGGAGACCUUGGUGCUGAACUUCCAAUUGAGGAUGUUCCUUUGCUGCAGGCAGAGAUUGUCCAGACAUGUCGAAGCAUGGAGAAACCAGUCAUUGUCGCUACAAAUAUGUUGGAAAGCAUGAUCAACCAUCCUACUCCAACUAGGGCAGAAGUUUCUGACAUAGCUAUCGCAGUCAGGGAAGGAGCUGACGCCAUCAUGUUAUCUGGCGAAACUGCACAUGGAAAGUACCCACUAAAGGCAGUCAAGGUGAUGCACACUGUGGCACUUAGAACAGAAUCCAGCCUUUAUAACUCAACUACCUCCCCUGGUCUUGUUGCACCUGCACAGGCUCUAUACAGUGAGGAGUUUUCCCCAAGCCAGCUUAGUAAAAUGUUUGGAUCUCAUUCAACCAUGAUGGCAAACACCCUUCAUACACCGAUCAUUGUAUUUACACAGACAGGCUCCAUGGCUGUCCUUCUGAGCCACUAUCGGCCCUCAUCUACGAUAUUUGCAUUUACGAAUGAGGAACGGGUGAAGCAACGGCUGGCACUCUAUCAGGGGGUCAUCCCUAUUCACAUGCAGUUCUCUGACGAUGCAGAAGAAACUUUCUCCAGAGCAAUUAGCAGCUUGCUGAAAGCGCAACAUGUGAAGAAGGGGGACUACGUCACCCUUGUCCAGAGCGGAGUGACUUCAAUCUGGAGAGAUGAAUCCACUCACCACAUCCAAGUGAGGAAAGUUCAGGGCUGAAGUGCCGGUCGGGAUUGGUCCUCGGAGAAAUUUUGAUAGCGCCGCCCAGAAGUGUUAUCAUCGUAGUACAAGUAAUAUUUAAUAUUUUACGAGGAAAUUGCUACGACAAGUUACCUUUUGUGUUGAAGUCACAUGCAGACUCUGAAUCUUUUAACUCUGUAUUCGUUAAUUAUCACAUCUUUUUUCGCCUUCACUAUUCUUCCUUCCUUGUGGACCUUGAUUUUAGUUUCUUGUUCAAAAGGAGCUAACGGGGUGGUAAUGGUAAAUUUGUAAAACGGAGCCUCUUUUACUCCGAGAA
Molecule: messenger RNA, 2154 nt
Organism: Panicum hallii
Lineage: Eukaryota; Viridiplantae; Streptophyta; Magnoliopsida; Poales; Poaceae
Product: pyruvate kinase isozyme G, chloroplastic
Exons: 12
Coding region: 150-1856 (568 amino acids)
Biological process (GO): glycolytic process
Cellular component (GO): cytoplasm; chloroplast stroma
Molecular function (GO): magnesium ion binding; potassium ion binding; pyruvate kinase activity
Source: RefSeq, a predicted model, not a curated record